GGGUCGUGAUCGUCGGCGGGCGUCGCACAAAGGAAGGGCCAAGAAAGCAAUGGGGGCCAAUCUAGGGUCACUCAUUCUCUCCCGCUGCCGAGCCAUCAAAGAGGCACCAGACCCGUGCUCCGCACCCCAAGUCUGGUACUUGGCAUUGGUUGGCGGAUUCCGCAAAGAGAUCGACACGACAAAGAACACAUCUCUACCCAAGGGUGUUUGUGCCGUAAGAAACGCGCGGCAGAACAAGCAGUCAGCACGGCAGAGCGGCUUGGACCAAGAUAGUCCUUCUACAGCAACUACCUGCUUUUGUGCUGCGUCUCGACCAGUCGGCGUCACUUGGCUCUCCGGUUCCAACCAAACAUACCAUGGCAAUAUGAUAUAUGGAACCCAGAUAAGCGUUACAUUCGCCUUCACGGGAACCCGCCCAUCCCCGCUGCCCUGCAGUUGUGCACCACUCGCCAGCCGAUGA
Molecule: messenger RNA, 460 nt
Organism: Pyricularia pennisetigena
Lineage: Eukaryota; Fungi; Ascomycota; Sordariomycetes; Magnaporthales; Pyriculariaceae
Exons: 3
Coding region: 50-460 (136 amino acids)
Source: RefSeq, a predicted model, not a curated record